AGCGCCCAGUGGUUGCCGGGAAACGGCGCAGCCUCCGCAGGGCGGGCGCGCUUGUCUGUGGGUCUUGGCGGGGCGGGUCCGCAGGAGCCAUGGCCCCCAAAAAGAAAGGGAAGAAAGGCAAGGCCAAAGGCACCCCAAUUGUCGAUGGGCUCGCUCCAGAGGACAUGAGCAAGGAGCAGGUGGAGGAGCAUGUCGGCCGUAUCCGGGAGGAGCUGGACCGUGAGCGGGAGGAGCGCAACUACUUCCAGCUGGAGCGGGACAAGAUCCACACCUUCUGGGAGAUCACACGGAGACAGCUGGAGGAGAAGAAGGCUGAGCUGCGGAACAAAGACCGGGAGAUGGAGGAGGCCGAGGAGAGGCACCAGGUGGAGAUCAAGGUGUACAAGCAGAAGGUGAAGCACCUGCUGUAUGAGCACCAGAAUAACCUGACGGAAAUGAAGGCUGAGGGCACCGUGGCCAUGAAGCUGGUGCAGAAGGAGCACUGUACACAGGAGAGCAUGCUACGCCAGGACAUGCGGGCACUGAAAGUGGAGCUCAAGGAGCAGGAACUGGCCAGUGAGGUGGUGGUGAAGAACCUUCGGCUGAAACACACCGAGGAGAUCACCAAGAUGCGGAAUGACUUCGAGAGGCAAGUUCGAGAAAUUGAGGCCAAGUAUGAUAAGAAGAUGAAGAUGCUGAGGGACGAGCUCGACCUGCAGAGAAAGACUGAGCUCCAUGAAGUAGAAGAGAGAAAGAACGGCCAGAUCAACACGCUGAUGCAGCGUCAUGAGGAGGCCUUCACCGACAUCAAGAACUACUACAAUGAUAUCACCCUCAACAACCUGGCCCUCAUCAACUCCCUCAAGGAGCAGAUGGAGGACAUGCGGAAGAAGGAAGAUCACCUGGAGAAGGAGAUGGCAGAAGUGUCCAUGCAGAACAAGCGCCUGGCAGAACCUCUCCAGAAGGCUCGGGACCAGAUGAAUGAGAUGCAGAGGCAACUCGGGAACUAUGAACGAGACAAGCACAUCCUAGUUUGCACAAAAGCACGUUUGAAAGUCUCUGAGAAAGAGCUCAGAGACCUGCGGUGGGAGCAUGAAGUGCUGGAGCAGCAGUUCAUCAAGGUGCAGCAGGAGCGGGAUGAGCUCUACCAGAAGUUCACUGCGGCCAUCCAAGAGGUGCAGCAGAAGACGGGCUUCAAGAACCUGGUGCUGGAGCGCAAGCUACAGGCACUGAGCAACGCCGUGGAGAAGAAGGAAGUGCAGUUCAACGAGGUGCUGGCAGCCUCAAACCUGGACCCCGCAGCCCUGACACUGGUGUCCCGCAAGCUCGAGGAUGUCCUGGAAUCAAAGAACAAUACCAUUAAGGACCUGCAGUAUGAGCUGGCCCGGGUCUGCAAGGCCCACAACGACCUGCUGCGCACGUAUGAGGCAAAGCUGCUGGCCUUCGGGAUCCCUCUGGACAAUGUGGGCUUCAAGCCCCUGGAGACCGCUGUGAUUGGGCAGAUACUGGGCCAGGGCCCCGCAGGACUCGUGGGCACCCCAACAUAGCCACCCUGCUGUGGGCCAUGGGCCACACCAGCCUGGGACCACUCACUGGAUGACACCCCCUUUCACACACAGCAAGUUCUUUUUUUUAUGUUUUAUCAUCAACAAAUGAAGGCUUUCCCCCAUGUCCUUGCUAUCUCUUGCCUGGCUCCGGAGAACCACCUGCAGGGCCUUCACUGCAAUGUCCCCAUCUGUGACCUUCCCUGGGUGCAUAUCCAGCCUGUGCCUUCACCUGCUCCCCCCAAGUCCUGCCUCCCACUAUGGGACAGCACCUUCCCUGAGGGCCGCUCGCUGCCCUGGGGCCGGGGCAUGCCAGUGGUGCUCUGCCUGCCUCUCACUCUCUUCCCAGUGAAUGGA
This is a messenger RNA of Carlito syrichta (Philippine tarsier), 1880 nucleotides long. RefSeq names its product growth arrest specific 8 (gene GAS8). Gene Ontology annotation, cellular component: microtubule; motile cilium; Golgi apparatus. The coding region runs from base 90 to 1526 and encodes 478 amino acids. Gene Ontology annotation, molecular function: small GTPase binding; microtubule binding. Gene Ontology annotation, biological process: flagellated sperm motility. Lineage: Eukaryota; Metazoa; Chordata; Mammalia; Primates; Tarsiidae. The transcript has 11 exons. The record is from RefSeq and is a predicted model, not a curated record.